This is a messenger RNA of Orbicella faveolata, 1360 nucleotides long. RefSeq lists its product as uncharacterized. The record is from RefSeq and is a predicted model, not a curated record. NCBI's taxonomy places the organism in Eukaryota, Metazoa, Cnidaria, Anthozoa, Scleractinia, Merulinidae.
AGUGACUUUUACGGCUGAGAAAACCAACAUGUUAAAUUAGUUCCAAAUUGGUUCCAACCUAGCUAGAAAGCCAGCACGUAUUAUUUACUAACCAAAUCAAAUCAGAAAAAACAGUUCAUUUUCCGCGGCACAUGUGAAAAGGAAAAAUUGAACCGCCAUUGUUCGGGUGUUCCGGAACUAAAACAACAGAAAGGAAGAAAGUGUACAUGCGACUGGAAGAAGCGGAUUCCGCGUCUGACUGAUUCACUCCCAAACAUAUUCCAGCUUUAACCUGUUUAAAGAAUUAUUAGUAAGAAAACUUCGUCGCCAUGUUGUCAUUGGUCAGAACAUCACUCGUCCUAGUCCUUUUUCUGUUGGGUUUACUUUUGAGCGCCGCUGUUCCACCAGAAGAGUGGCUGCUAAGCAGAUCUAAGUGGAUUGAAGGCGUGAAUAAUGAGCAGAGUCUUGAUGUACAGCGGUUUGAUGAGAAGAACAAGGAGCUGAGUCCUGAUGUACAGCGGUUUGACAAAGAAUCUGUAAAUGCUGAGCAGAGUGAGCAGAGUCCUAAUGUACAGCGGUUUGACGAGGAAAUCGUGAACAAUGAGCCGGAUCCUGAUGUACAGCUGUUUGAUGAGGGAUACGUGAGCACUGAGCACAGUCCUGAUGAAAAGCGGUUUGAUGAGGAAUCUUACUCAAGCCCAAAUAAAGUUCCAGCUGAGGUAGACCAGAUCGCAGAUGCGUUCGCUGAUGGACCUUAUUCAGAAAAGUCGCUACCAGAGAUUCUGCGGCGACAAUUCCCUCAUCGACCUCAGUGUCGCUUUGGCGGCUGUGGCAAAUAAAUGAGUGAGGUGGGACUUUGUGUUGGAGUGGCUUGACUAUUGUAUGAAAAUGAAAUUCUGAUCACCAGGUUAUAAUAAAAAUCCAGUUUAUUUUCAUUUUAUUUAUCCACUCCAUUCCUGUUUGUUUUCCGAAAUGGCGUCUUCCUGACUGUCACCUCCUUACCCCAUAUAUAUUUUGACCCUUCAAAAAUUGACAGCAACACUGACAAGAACUAUAAAAUAAAAUGCGAUUAACUCAAAUUCAUAAUAAAUUUGCUUGAGAUAGGUAAGAACAUUGUGCGAUGUUGCGUUGUGUAGCCUCUAGUUCAAAACCUCGCCAUAGCCUGUGAACGGACCAGGCUCACGUUUUAGACAUCAAACGCCGGCGAGACAACUUCGCGCCUCUGCCAAUCCUCGGCUUUGGUCGGUGCGUGUGACUCAAACAUGAGCCUGCUCACAGGUUAAGGCCAGCUUGAGAUGUUACCGCUCGAAACAGUACAUAUUGUAUGCAAUAUGAGGAUGUAUUUCAUAAAUCAUAUGAGGUUAUGUUUCAAGUUAUUGAU